Messenger RNA from Mesoplodon densirostris (Blainville's beaked whale), 2805 nucleotides. RefSeq names its product ubiquitin family domain containing 1 (gene UBFD1). Gene Ontology annotation, molecular function: cadherin binding; RNA binding. The transcript has 6 exons. Bases 83 to 1003 code for a protein of 306 amino acids. Lineage: Eukaryota; Metazoa; Chordata; Mammalia; Artiodactyla; Ziphiidae. The record is from RefSeq and is a predicted model, not a curated record.
GGCUGUUACCGGGGCCAAUCUCAGUCAGCUCGCCUUUUCCCGGCGGCCUCUGCGGGAGCGGUGGGUGUUGUACACAAUCAUCAUGGCGGCGGCCGGAGCCCCGGAUGGCAUGGAGGAACCUGGCAUGGACACGGAGGCCGAGACCGUGGCGACCGAGGGGCCCGCGCGGCCCCUCAACUGCUUGGAGGCCGAAGCCGCGGCGGGGGCGGCGGCCGAGGACUCCUGCGCCGCGCGAGGCAGUCUGCAGCCUGCCCCGGCCCAGCCCCCUGGAGACCUCGCGGCCCAGGCCUCGGUCAGCAACGGCGAGGACGCGGGCGGCGGCGCGGACAGGGAGCUGGUGGACCUGAAGAUCAUCUGGAACAAGACUAAGCACGACGUGAAGUUUCCCCUGGAUAGCACAGGCUCCGAGCUAAAACAGAAGAUUCACUCGAUUACAGGUCUCCCGCCUGCCAUGCAGAAAGUCAUGUAUAAGGGACUUGUCCCUGAGGAUAAGACGUUGAGAGAAAUAAAAGUCACCAGUGGAGCCAAGAUCAUGGUGGUUGGCUCCACGAUAAAUGACGUUUUAGCAGUAAACACACCCAAAGAUGCUGCCCAGCAGGACGCAAAGGCCGAAGAGAACAAGAAGGAGCCUCUCUGCAGGCAGAAACAACACAGGAAAGUGUUGGAUAAAGGAAAACCUGAAGAUGUGAUGCCAUCUGUUAAGGGUGCCCAGGAGCGCCUGCCAGCUGUACCCUUAUCUGGCAUGUACAAUAAGUCCGGGGGAAAAGUGAGACUUACCUUUAAGCUAGAACAAGACCAGCUGUGGAUCGGCACUAAAGAUUCCUGGAGGGAACCGAACAUGCCUAAUUCACCUGUUUCUGGCCAGCACUGUAGGUAUUCAGUGUUCGAGGUAAAUGGUAAAGAGAAGUAUAGGGGAUCUCAUCAUCUAAGGUUACUUGGUUUCAGGGACAGGCUAUUUAGUAUGAUUCUGCUUAAAAUGGGACCAAAGUUUUAUGGAAAAUAAUUGGAGUAGGGGUGAUGGGGAGUGAGAUUUUAAUCAUGUGAAAUAUGAAAAUGUUUCUUGUUUUCAAUCCUAUCCUGAUUCUUAAAAUGAACAAAGACUGAAAUGGCCCAAAUGCUUGAGUUUUCUAACAAGUUUAUGAUUCCUUGCUAUAGUCUUCAUUUCACUUUCGACUCUAACUGCAUGGGCAAAGCAAGUUGUGCAUAAUAUUUAAGGGCUUUCCCAGCAUUUCCAGGGGCCUUUCCAGCAGGCCAUUCUCUUCUGCAGAGCCUGUCACAUCAUCAGUUUUUUCUUAAUUGUGAGCUAUCCUGUCUCUGUCAGGUCGUCACUUAUUCAUGACCUUGCAGGUGAUUUUGCUUAGUUCUCCACCAUUGCAUUGACUUGCUGAGAGCCUGCCUCUUCCUAGGCUUGCACUUUCACUCGGCAGCCUAAUGGGAGGCAGGGGCUAAGGAUGCUGGCCCAGAGGGUGGGUGCAUACAGGGGAGCUGGACGAGGACUAAGUGUGUAAGUGUUCGUUGGUUCCUCAGGGAAUGUUUUCAGGUUAUGAAGUUGUAUAGGAAAGAACAUCGUAACUGCAGGAGCUAAAGAGAAUCUCCCACACGUGAGUUAGAGGUUUUAUUUCAGCUUGUAGGAGCAGCUGCCUUUCUGCUUUGGCACAAAGGCAGAGCUCUAGAAGAAUCUUGAUGUAUCAGGGCUUCAGAGCUGUUGAGAGCCACAUUACUCACUAGCCUUGUUAAAGAGCCUGGCCGUGAACAUUCAUGUCUUCAAGGGUUGACCAAGGCCGGGCUUUCCAUUCCCACCCAGACAGCUGUGUCAGUGUACCUCAGGCUUGCUUCUCACUUGGGAGCCCAGGAGUCCUGUCACCUGGGUGUCCUCAGCACUGUCCGAGGAGGACAGCUUGUUCUGGGAGUUGGCUGCCGGCUGCUGGCUUCAUCUUUCUGCUGACGUGACCAUCCCAGCUGCUAGUUGGCCUCUUUUUCGAUGGGAUGCUUCACCGAGUGGCACUCAAGGGCUCCUGCGGUAGCGUGUGUAGAAGGCAGUACCGACAGCCUCAGGCCCAGUAGAGGGAGAAGAAUGAGCUCCAGGCAGGAGCUGGGACCUCUGACCAUGUGGAGCCGCCUCGGGGGAGCGUGUGCCCUGCUCGUAGGGAACUCAAGCCUCUAAUCUAGCUGAUUGCUGUCACUCAGGAAUGUGGGCCCAGGAUUGUUGAAUCUUCUGUGUUUUCAAGAGAAGCCAGAAGUCCAUAUUUUUGCGUGAAAUCUCUGGACAAUUCAAAAUGGCUGGUGUUUUAAAAAGUUUCCGUCUUAAAGAUAAGUGCUGGUCAGGUCCUACCUGUGGGUCACUGUUUUAGAGCCACUGAAAGUCAACAUCUGAAUGAACCUCUUCAGGUCCCAUCUCCUCAUCCCCAUUGUUCAGAGACCAAGGCCCACAGGAUGGAAAUAACAUGUCUCGAGUCACCAACUAGACAACAAGUCAGGGCUCUAAGUUCCUGGUUUGUUUUGUCAACUUCUCCGUUUUCCAGAUUUUGCUUUCUGCAAAGCCUGUAAUGAGUUUUCCAGCUUGGUUUCUCCAUGUGCUGAGAACUCCUCCCUGAGGUGUCUGCUGCUUCUGGGCGGUGGCUUUGUCGUGCAGGUGCCCCCGCCUCUCCUGCCACCAGCCCUGUCCUGCUGCCCUCGGCUCCUCACCUCCAGUCUCAUCUCACUCCAGGCAUCCCUCGCUGCCUCCUCUUUCUUACCUGCCAUCCUUAAACUUGCUGCAAAAUGUCUUCUGACCCCGUGUGAUAAGUGGCAUUUAGAGUGUUAAUC